Molecule: messenger RNA, 522 nt
Organism: Plasmodium relictum
Lineage: Eukaryota; Apicomplexa; Aconoidasida; Haemosporida; Plasmodiidae
Product: 60S ribosomal protein L11a, putative
Exons: 2
Coding region: 1-522 (173 amino acids)
Biological process (GO): translation
Cellular component (GO): cytosolic large ribosomal subunit; ribosome
Molecular function (GO): structural constituent of ribosome; RNA binding
Source: RefSeq, a predicted model, not a curated record
AUGGAGAAAAAAGAAGAAAAUGUUAUGAGAGAAAUUAAAGUUAACAAAUUGGUUCUUAAUAUUUGCGUUGGAGAAUCAGGAGAUAGAUUAACAAGAGCUGCAAGAGUAUUAGAACAACUAACUGAGCAAAAACCAAUUUUUGGAAAAUGUCGAUUUACAAUAAGAUCAUUUGGUGUAAGAAGAAAUGAAAAAAUAUCAUGUUAUGUCACUGUUAGGGGAAAAAAAGCAUUAGAAAUAUUAGAAAAAGGAUUAAAAGUAAAAGAAUAUGAAUUAAGAAGAAAAAAUUUUUCAGAUACAGGAAAUUUUGGUUUUGGUAUUCAAGAACAUAUUGAUUUAGGAAUCAAAUAUGACCCUUCCACGGGUAUUUACGGAAUGGAUUUUUAUGUUCAUUUAUCAAGACCAGGAUAUAGAGUUACAAGAAGAAGAAGAAGAAGAUCAAGAAUCUCAAAAACUCAUAAAGUUACAAAAGAAGAUGCUAUGAAAUGGUUUCAAACAAAAUUUGAUGGAAUUUUACUUAAAUAA